AUGUCGCGUCCAAGCCUCCUCGAUGGGCAAGCUGCUCAUCAGCAUUGCGACACUCAAUCCAGUGAUACGCGCAAGGAUUCCGAAGCCCGUGAACUUACCCCAGAAGUCACUACUCCCGUUUGCGAACAAAAGCGAAAACUGAACGACCUGUACGUCAAAAUCGGACGGCUAUGGGAGGAAAACGAUGCCCUCAAAGAGAACAUCACAGCCUUGAAGGAACAAGAGCUUUGCGAUGAAUGCAAGGCGAAAGAUACCAUGAUCGCCCAACUUGAGGAACAACUCUAUUCUACAGCUGUACGACCCAAGAACGACCCCGACCCCGACGGGGACGCCGCACAGUCGGGAUUGCGUAUCGCAUUCUUCAAAGCAGAGGAACAGCUGCGGACCAGCAAUCUAGAGCACGCUGCGGAGAUAGCAAGGAUUAAAGAGGAGCACAAGAUCAUCGCUAGUCGUCUCCACGAGGAACUGUGUGCUGCUCGCACAACUGCCAAGGAAGAACAGACAGAGAGAGUGCACACGCAAAGACAGCUUUCUGACACCAAGAGGCAGCUCCUCGACUCAGAAAAGCAGUAUCAGAUUUUCUAUGACGCCAUUCCCAAGCCGGGAGGAUCCCUCAACGGAGCCGAAAUUGCACCGAUCGAGCAAGCGGAAGAAAACGUCGCCCUCCAUCCAGAUUAA
Alternaria viburni is the source of this 678-nucleotide messenger RNA. RefSeq lists its product as uncharacterized. The transcript has 4 exons. Lineage: Eukaryota; Fungi; Ascomycota; Dothideomycetes; Pleosporales; Pleosporaceae. Bases 1 to 678 code for a protein of 225 amino acids. The record is from RefSeq and is a predicted model, not a curated record.